AUGUGGUGGCGACAGUCUUUUGUGCAGCAUAUAGCAGCACUGCUAGCACUCGCUGCGGUGACGAUAGCAGCGCAACUGCUCGAACAAGACGACGACCCUGUCAGGUUCCGACCGAUCACGACGUUCCCACCGGCGGAAGUGCCCUACAAGACGCACGAAGUGUUGCAAUCUGCAGAGAAACUACAUGAGCUGCUCGGGGUAUUGCUGGCUGCAUUGAUAGUGCUCGUCGCGUCGGGGGCGUCUAUCGAAGGCGGAGCUGUGCUGGAUGCAGUCUUUAUCUUGGUGCUGAAACUGGGCCCGAAUGAAGCAAUACCCCUAGCAAGUGUGACCGUUUUCGGCGGAGCUGUUUGCGACUUCUUGCUGAACUUUCGGAAGAAAUCCGUCAGCUCCACUGACUCCCUGAUCAACUGGGACUUUAUCCUGAUGGUGCAGCCCAUGCUACUCAUGGGGACUGUAUUUGGGGCGAGCAUUAUCUCGUGGUUCUCCAACUGGCUGCUCAUUAUUGCGCUGAUCGUGUACUUAGCGUACAUUGGCAAGAGCGUGUUCAAACAGACGCGUGUCGUCGGUCAUGAAGAGGGCUGGAGCUGUUGCAGCGGCAGUGGAUCGGGGUCACUGCUUGGAGCACCGUCGUCUGGUUUUCAGAACAAUGAUGGCGGAUUUCUGUCACGCGCCGGACUCCCUUGGCGAAAGGCGGGGAUCAACUUUGGCCUCUUUGCUGCAACAAUACUACUCAUGGCGCUCCAGGGUGGAAAGUAUUUCCCCAGCCCGCUCGGAAUCCCUCCCACGUCCAUCUUCUUUCUGCUCGUCUCGCUGUUGCCAUUUUUCUUCCUCUCGGUCGUCUCGCACUACCAAAUGAAAGGCGUCGUGGCGACGUACCGGCGACAGCAAAACCCACGCUUCAUCCUUGCGCCGAAUGAAGUCCAGUGGUCAGUGGACACAAUCCGGAAACUGCCGCUUCAUCUACUGGGCAGUGGAGCGGCAGGAGGAGCGUUUGGUGUCGGAAGUGAGUUGUCGAUCUCCCGUCUGCUGCGUGGGGUCAACUUCCCACCAGCCGCAGUGUCGGCCAUGGCUGCAACAACGGUCUUGUUUGUCACGGGCAUGGCGUCGUUCAGCUUUUUUCUCUGGGGCAAACUGGACCUGCACUUGGCGCAGUUCCUCAUGCCGCUGGGCUUCGUCACGACUCUCCUCGGACGUCUGUGCCUCUUGCGCAUCGCUCGCCAGUCCAGUUCCCGCACGUUGCUGCUCGUGGCCAUCGCCGCGACGAUCGUCGUCAGCGUUUUUCCGCUCAGUUUUAUCGCGCUCAAGGGCCUUUACGGGUUGUAG
Molecule: messenger RNA, 1323 nt
Organism: Hyaloperonospora brassicae
Lineage: Eukaryota; Oomycota; Peronosporomycetes; Peronosporales; Peronosporaceae
Source: the annotation of a GenBank genome assembly